Molecule: messenger RNA, 12470 nt
Organism: Lagopus muta (rock ptarmigan)
Lineage: Eukaryota; Metazoa; Chordata; Aves; Galliformes; Phasianidae
Gene: LSG1
Product: large 60S subunit nuclear export GTPase 1
Exons: 14
Coding region: 1-2394 (797 amino acids)
Biological process (GO): ribosomal subunit export from nucleus
Cellular component (GO): cytosol
Molecular function (GO): GTP binding; GTPase activity
Source: RefSeq, a predicted model, not a curated record
AUGAAUGGCCGUCACAUGAACGUUUCGGACACAGUCCUGAGCUCUCCCAGGGCUGCCUGGGAGCAAAACGGAGGAGAAGCUGCCCAGAAAGAACAAUGUUCCCUUGAGGCAAAACGCGCUGGUGUCACCGCGCUUGGAAACGAGCAGCUGUUGCUGAACGACUCCCGGGAUUUGCAUGAAGAACCCGAACAGCGGUUUCGCUCCGGGGCGGCGCGGGCGGCGGGGCGGCCGGGCACGAACGAAGGCGAACUCCUCGAGGCGGAGCGCCGCGCACACGGCCGGGCUCAGAGCCUCCGCGCCCCCCGGCGGCGGUGCGGGGACGUCCGGAACCUCAGCGCCCGGAACGCGGCUCCGGGGCGGCGGGGAGCGGCGGAGCGCUGUGGGUGGGGCGCAGGAAGCGGGGAGGCCGCACUUCCGGGUCCAGCGGGCCGCAUGGGCAGGAAGCGGGGCGCGGGACUGGGCCGCUCUCUGCAGCGGCAGCGCGGCUCGGAGCGGCGCGGCGCCGCGUCAUGGCUGCACGCCAGCGAGGUGGUGGGCGAGAGCGGCCCGGAGCGGCGCUCGGCGGUGGAGCAGAGUCCGCUGGAGGAGUUCCUGGCCACGGCGGAGCUUGCCGGCACUCGCUUCGUGGCCGAGCGCCUGAACAUCCAGUUUGUGUCUGCCCAGAGCCGCACUGGCCUGCUCACGGCCCAGGAGGCCCAGCACGUCCGGCAGCUGCAUGAGGAGAACCGGCAGUUCCUGCGCAUCCCUCGGAGGCCAUAUUGGGAUAGGACAACCAGUUCUGAAGACUUGAAGCAAGCUGAGAGAGAGAGCUUUCUUGAGUGGAGGCGACAGCUUGCCUACCUUGAGGAAGAAAAAAAGUUAAUUCUAACCCCAUUUGAAAGAAACUUGGAAUUUUGGCGUCAGCUUUGGAGAGUCAUUGAAAGAAGUGAUAUUGUUGUCCAGAUUGUGGAUGCUAGAAACCCCCUUCUCUUUAGAUGCCAAGAUCUGGAAAGUUAUGUUAAGGAAGUCAGCAAUGACAAGGAGAACAUGAUCCUGAUAAACAAAGCUGAUCUGCUGAGUGAAGAGCAGCGGGCUGCCUGGGCAAAGUUCUUUGAGAAGGAGGGCGUUAAAGUGGUGUUCUGGUCGGCAUUGGCAGAGUGCAGGCGGCUCUCUGGAGAAGUAAAGGAACUGGAUGCUGACAGUGUAGCAGAUGACCUGAGUGAUUCUGAGGAGGAAAGUUCCAGUCAAGAAGAUGAUGUCACUGCAGAAGAUAGUGCAGAAAGCACAUCCACAGGCAGUGCUUUGCAAACUGAAAACCAGUGUUUGCUUUGUGACGAUGACAGUAGUGAUGAAUAUGAAGACUGUGAGGAUGAUGAAGAGGAUGACUGGCAAACCUGUUCUGAAGAUGAAGGUGGGGACAAAGUAAAUGCUAUUGCCCCAAAGAGUAUGGAAAGCACAACUGAUAUUGUUGCAGUGCAGCAUGUAGUGCAAGAGCAGAACAGGAAUGUCAAGAACUUUAGCCAUCUGGUACAGAGAAAUGAGCUACUGGAGAUAUUCAAAACCCUGCACAGUGGACCAAGGGUGAAGGAUGGGGAAGUAAAUGUUGGACUGGUGGGUUACCCUAACGUUGGCAAAAGUUCAACAAUCAACACAAUUCUUGGAGAUAAGAAGGUGUCAGUGUCUGCAACGCCAGGCCGCACGAAGCACUUCCAGACUCUGUAUGUGGAGCCUGGCCUGUGCCUCUGUGAUUGCCCUGGUCUGGUGAUGCCAUCUUUCGUCUCCACCAAAGCAGAGAUGAUUUGUUCUGGAAUUCUACCUAUAGACCAGAUGAGGGACCAUAUUCCACCCAUUUCUUUAGUUUGCCAGCAUAUCCCACGAAACAUUUUGGAAGCAACCUAUGGAAUAAAUAUCAUAAGGCCAAGGGAAGAUGAGGAUCCAGAUCGAAAGCCAACAGCUGAAGAGCUUCUAACAGCAUAUGGAUAUAUGAGAGGCUUUAUGACAGCCCAUGGUCAGCCAGACCAACCGAGAUCAGCUCGAUAUGUGCUAAAAGACUAUGUCAGUGGGAAGCUGUUAUACUGCCAUCCACCUCCUGGCAUUGAUCCGGAUGGUUUUCAGCACCAGCAUGAAAGGUGUCCAGAGAGCAGAACUGUCCAAGCCAGUGGACCAGAGAAGCCUAAAAACAAUACCAAAGCAAAACAAAUUGAAAAUGUAGUGGACAAAUCAUUUUUCCACCAGGAGAACGUUCGUGCUCUGAUGAAAGGCGUCCGAGCUACGAUGGGAUACCGGCCUGGCAGUGGCCUCGUGUCUGUGCCUGCACCCAAUGCGGGGAGUGUGGUAGGAAAGCCCUGGAAAAAACAUGGCAACAGGAACAAGAAGGAGAAAGUUCGCAGGAUCACUAAGCAUCUGGAGAAUUAGCCGUGCCCUGAUAUCCUGCCUUGCCAAGGCAGGCUCGUCACUGUCCUGCAGGCGUGGACUAAGGGAAGAGUUUUAAAGUGGGCAUCGCUAACUCACCUUGGGAGCUCUGCGCUGUGGGUUGGCCUGGGCAGGGGAUAAGAAUGGGCUCUGAUACUUUGGAGCUCAUCUUUUCUGAGAGAAAAAAAUGGACCAGGCCCUUUGUGUUACCUGGGAGCCAGCCUGGGCAUUUGGGCACUGCUGAGAUGUCCUUUCAAUGGAAGCAGAUGGAGCUGUGCAGGAGUGUUUUUUCCUUAAGCAAGCCCUGUAAAACUGACUAAAAUCUUUAUAAACCGUUGAAUCUUAAUGAGUGACACUUGUUACCUUGUGAGAUGCUAUUGCUCAUCUCCUGGUUUCUUUCUUCUUUUUUUUUUUCUUCAUUCAAAGCUUGUUUGUUGAUUUGACAGGACACUUGAGUGUGUUGAAAAAUUACUUCAAAGAUUUUUAUUGCCAUCUUUCCUUUUCUACUCAGCCCUAUUCCAUGAAAUCUACUCUGAAACCACUCCCUGUUUCCCAGCCUACAGCAGAGCAUGGAACACCAUUUAAGGGAAGCAUUGCCUUUAUGUCCUUCACACUGAGCUGGUAUCGGUUGUUUUUGUGAUUUCCUCGUGGUAAUUUAAAACACUCUUUUCCAUGUGGCUGGCAAAAAAUCUGCUGGUGCUCAUUUAUCCUAAAACACGGUGAGGAUUUUACUCUGUGUAUUGUUGUGUAUGUUGUCUUGCUGCCUGUUGUUAUACAUUAUCUGAUCUCAGAAGUAUAAUUAACAGCAGAUUUCAGUAUGUACUUUAGUAUUUGAUGCUAAAAAGAUUCUGCUUACUUGGGGUUGGACUUAAGCUUCCUUGUUUUCCUUGCUGGAAAAUAUUUGUGUAUGUGGUCAGUGCUUUUCAUUCCUCUUACAGCAUGGAGUAAUGAUAGGAGUGGAAAGGCUCACAGAGUCAAUCUGGGCUUUGCUUUUAGGUGGUGGAGCGCAGUAACAGAUGUGGAUGCUGGUCUCUGAUACUAAAAAAGGGAAUGCUGUCUUGUAAUUUUUUCCUUUGCCUUAAUCAUGGAGAUACAAAAGCAGUUGCUGAGUAGAGCCACAGCAGAUGUGAGUCAUGAAAGCAAACUGCUUUUGCCUUCGUGACCCUUUGUGCGCUGGUCCUCUGUAACCGAUUUCACUGCACUGUAUAUGCAAAGGAUCCCCUGACAGCAGAGCUCUCACCUUGGCUCCUGCUUUCCCUCAAGUCUCUGCAUUCAAGUUCUUAAUUACAUAAUUGGAAGGGAAGAUACUUCCCUGCCAGCCAUAAUUACACUGAAUGAAUACAGUUGAUGGUAUUUUAAGUCAAUGUCCCGUAAAGGACAUUGGAUUCUCAGAAGACAUUAUUAUGUCUGGCUGUUCUGGAGAAUAUUUUUGCCUUUCAUUCCUGAAGAGAAUGUGCCUCAGCUAAAUUGGUCUCCUACCAGACUUUCCCACCCCUGUAGGAGUGGGUUGUGCUUUUUGUGCCCAGUGCUAUUCCAGGGACCUAAUUGCCCAGAAAUGCCCCUUUUUGCCUUAUCUUAAGCUAUUACUUGUCAUAUUAUCCAUCACACUAACGUUGGAGCACCCUUCGUAUUUUUUUUCUGUUCCACUUCUCUCUUGUCAAAUCAUUUUGAAAUCUUAGCUCACAUUGCAUAUACUUGGAGUUCUAUUGCUUUGUCAGCAAGAUAGUUAGGUCUCUGUGAGCUUCCCUGCUGCAUGGGCCAUCCCAAAUCUUGUUGAAUGACUGAUAUCCAAAGCAGCAGGCCCUGAGAAAUUCUGCUUUUUGCUCACAGAAACCUUCUGCUGCAGAAGCUGCUGAGCCACUUGUGGUAUCUGCAUGAGUGAAUGGAGGACAGCAUAAAUCUGAGCCAGCAGUGUUUGCUGAAGUGUGUUACAUGCAGACAGCUGCUUGCUGUGCUAAAAGGCUUUUGCUUCAAUAGAGGAAGGACUAAAAACAAGAGUUCUGGACCCAAAAGCUUGUUAAUGUUUUAUGCUGCUAUUGAGCAGUAGGCAAACUAAAUAAUAGGCAAGGACUGUGGCUCAGUUAGUGCUUUAAUGCUUUCCUGUGGUGGUUUGGUCUGUUGAUGAGCCACAUCUGCCCUGUCUUACCCUUGCUGGGGAAUGCUGGGCCAGCAGUGCUGACAGCUCAGCAUGGCAUCCCCGAGCAGCUGCCAGGCAUGAGGCAGCGCAAAAUUUGCUGCUGCCACGAGAUUGCACAAAGCAGGCAUUGUGCCUUGCUGCAGCCACCUGCUGGGUGAGCCUCUUUCUGCCUCUCUCAGUGCUUUCUGUAGGCAUCAAAUUUCCAUUUUUGAGGGCCAUUUGCUCACAUGGAGGGAGCAUGCGGGCUAUGACCAGCUACAGCUGUGAGUUUGCAGUAUAACAGCACCCAGAGCUUUCUCUCCCCUCUUAGGGGCUUGCUUUGCUUGCUAGUGGCUUAUUUUGCUUGCUAAUAUUGCCUGUUGUGCUGCUACUUGAAGGGUUGGUUUGGGAUGUGGUGGGGAACUCAAGAUAGAGAGAGAAAGCACAGGAGGUGUGCCAGCACUUCAGUGCCUGUUUGCUCCUGGAUGAGAGGACCAGAAGUUGGGACCCUGGGCGAGUGCUGUACAGCUGUACGGUCUUAGCACUGCCCAUUAAUGCUUAGUAUUUCUCUGGAGGAUGCUGAAAUCCCCUUUGCUGCCGUUAGGGGACGACCUUGCCCAGCCAGAGACAAGAAGUGUCCGACAUCCUGGGACACAAAAGGAGGUCACUGUGAGGGUGAGGAAAAGCUGCUCCUGAGUCAGAGGAACUCUGUCCCACUGAUUCUUUUUGACUAUGCAAAUGGGCCUGUCCCUGGGAUGGUGUUGGUGUGGAAGGCCUGUGCUUGCUGUGGGGAGCAAACCUGGCUUUGGGCUGUUGCAUUGAGCUAGCCAUGUCCCCCUGCACUUCUGUCACUUUGGUGUCGUAACAUUUGUGACGAAGAAACAGAAAUGUUAUGUCCCACUGGGCAAUUCCACAGCCCAGCCAGGCUUCUGUUGCUGCAAGAAGAGGGCAACUGGAAGUCCCUGCAGAGCAGCCCUCCUGCCUCGCAGCUGGUUGUCCUCGUACUCCUGGCAGCAGCUUCUGGCCCAGGCAGCUUUGGGAAUAUGCUCACCUGGGCAUGUAGGGACAACAGAGGCCAUGAUCACUGCCAGGGUCUGGUUGGGCCACUCCAAAAGGUGAUAUGUCCCCAAGGGAAGAGCGCUGAGGGCAAGACUGUCCUGGCUUAGUGGCUGUGCUUCUGGCAGUACAGGAUGAUGCUCACGAAAUGCCACUGCACGGGUCCCAGGGAAACCAGGCAGUCCCUCUGUUAAACACCCUAAGUUUCACUCAGCCAGCACUUCCUGGGCUCCUCAGCCCUUCCUUCACAUUGCUUGAGGAUGAGGGAGUGCACAAGAAGGAUCGAAACCUAAAUUAGUUCUGCUUUGAGCUUUGCUUGCAUUGCUAAGGAGAAAUAUACAAAUUUUAGUUUCAAUUCCAGCCAGUUCCUUUUUUUUAUGGGAAGAAGCGGCUCUUGUCCAGCACUGACUGCUUGUGCCCUCCUUUGAACAUGGGUGUGGAAUGGCUUUCCCUUACCAGUUGGGAUUUGAAAAAGGGACUGUGCCUAGGCACCUUCCUCUCUAGGGUGACUUGGUGCCUCAUAAGAUGUGUAGUGUGGACCAGAAGAAGCUGUAGCAUUGUGGGUUGCAGUCAUGGCGAGGGAGCAGCCAGGCUGCAUUACAGCAUUGGGCAUGUGCCAUGGGCCACCUGCACGCUGCUGAGACUGCAGCUGCAGUGUGUGGCAUCCUGGGGCCCUCGCAGCCCAUGCUGAUGUAUUUGUGACACACAAAGUACUGCUCUGUCUGAAGCUUUCAAAGCUGUGGGCUGUGCCCUGCUGCCCUGGCCCUGCAGCUGGGUGGGAGGCAGCGGGUGCUUGGCCUGAGCUGUGUCAGAACUGCAGAGGAUCUGGGAUGGGGACCUGUGUAGCUCUAUGCUGCUUUGCACUGCACAAGUGAGGAGCAGAGCUGGCACCUCUCUCGGGCAGUGGGAAAUGUGCUGCAAAGUAAGGAUGGGGCACUGGGAGGCCAGACCCUGCCAUGGCAGAAGGAGACUUUGCAGAGCUCAGGCUGAUAAGAACUCUGCCACCAGGUUUCCAAGGGCCUGUGUGAAUUGCUGAGUGGCGAGGCUCAGAACUCCAGACACCAGACAAUGGAAAGGCUGGAAAGAUAAAGGAGAGGAAAUUCUUCUGCUGUAUUGCCUUUCCUAUGGCGAUAAGAUAACACGCAGUGAAACAAGUGGUGGGCACCCCAGCUGCUCCCUGGAGUGGCAGCAAGAUGUCUGCUGGGGCCCCUGCAGUGCCUGGCGGGUGGUCCUGGGGCAGUGUGAGUGGGGUGAGUUUUGAGAAGAAGAUGUGAUGAGUUUGGUGGUGUUGGAGCACCAUUACUGUGCCUCAGAGCACAGAGACAGGCAGGUCUGACAUUGAUCUGGCUAGAGGCAUACUCAGAGGCAGCCCAGAUUAGCUGUGGAAAUCACUGUAGGAUAUUUUGGGCGGCAGAGCUCAGAUGAAUGAUAUGGGGACAGCAAGAAGCUGGGGCUGCCACCGCUGGCUCAGGAAGUCCCAGGGCUGUGCUGCAGGGAGCAGAAGGGUGGGUGAAAGGAGGUCACUGUGCUGCCGUCUCUGCUUUGUCCAUGCAGCUCUGCUCUGGCCAUGACCUGGCCCAGGUUUGCCAGGACGAGGUGGACCCUGAUCUGCUCCAGUGACUGUUUUGUGUCCCACUAUUAUAAAUGAAAUUUUGGAUAGUGGCUGUGCCUGGUGAGGCAGGGCCAGGUCCUCUUGUGGAUGUUUCUGAGGAACCUGUCAGCACUCUGGCAACAAGUACUUGUUUUAGGUUGGAUAUUAGGAAAAAUUUCUUCUCGGAAAGACUGGUGGUGCACUGGCACAGGCUGCCCAGAGAGGUGAUGGGGUCACCAUCCAUGGAAGUGUUCAAGUACCAUGGACAUGUGGCACUGAGGGACAAGGGUUGAUGGUUGGACUUCAUCCUUGAGCUCUUUUCCAACCUUAAUGAUUCUGUACUUUGUGCACAGAUCCCUCAUCCUCACUUGAGCUGGGGGCUGUGCAGGAACAUCCCCACGCAGUGGAGCAGCUUGCAGUGAAGGUAGGGGCACCGUAGUGAGCACCAUAGCCAGUGUGGUGGUGGGUGGUGAGUGCAGCACAGUGGGAGUAUGGGCACUGCCACAAUGAAGAAAGGCCAAAAGAAGGAAUUGAUUCAGAGACCAGAGGGAGCAGACCCAAGGCUGGGAAUGGCACUCAUCUCUCAGUGGGUGCUUCAUGCCUACAGGGACCUCAGUCCCUGGUGGAGAAGUCAUGCCUUUGAUGUGCUGUGAGGCUUCCUCGUGCCGCUCUGCAGCAUUGUGGGACAGGAUCUGAGCAGCCAUUGUGUGAGGCAAAACAAACCCUUCCUAUCGUGUCAAAGACUCAUGGGGUGGCCCUGCUUUCAGCUGCUGGCUGAAGCAUGAACGCAGCCCUGCCAGAGUCCACUGAUAACAAUCUCCUUGCAAAAAGGUUCAAGUCCCCGCUCUGGCGGGUGAUGUCACCUUAUCAGCACUCAGAGCUGAUGAUAAAGGGAUCAAUCCAAGCCCAGCCGCCUCCCCACCACUGCGCCAGCUGCAAACACAAUGCGUGGGGCCCUGCGUUCUCCUUCCUAGCAGGAGGGUCGCACAGCCUGGGCCCUGCGCAAUGCUGGGAUGGGAACAAUAGUGGCCGUGGCAGUGCUGGCGGGUGGGCGACUCCUGAGAAUCAUGUGCUUACCCCAGCUGCAGCAGAGGCAAUUUGUCAAAGUCCUAUUUUCCUCUCACUGAUAAGAUAGGGCUCAUGGAGUACAAUAAUGUCUUCCUGAGAUACAAUUGUGACUCUUCUACUCAGCGCACGCGGAGGGGAGGCUAAUUUUGGCCUCACUAGGCUAGCAGGGGUGAGGGAGACCAAGCAGCUCUCCAUGGAGACCAGGACAGGGUCAUGAUGCUACUGUGCCACUGCAAGUGAUGAGGCCCUUGGCAAGCUCUGCCCCAGCACCCUGGGGAACACUUUCCCCCCUGCCCUGUUCUAUUGCCCCAGCUGCCAAGGCACGGUUGCCUUGUCCUCACUGUGUGCAGCACCAGUCUGUGCCUUCUGGGAGACACCAACAUCCGCAGCCUCCCUGCUGGUGCUCCAGCACUGCAGCUGCACAAGAAGCCAAUGCAAGUAGCUCUGUGGUCGUGCACAAGGUGUGGUGCUGCUUGGGGGUGCAGUGCUGCCCACUCCAUGUAUGUGCCCAGCACCUGCAGCUGUCUCUCACCUCAGUGCCGUCACAGCUGCAAGCAGUGCCAAGGAAAAAGCAGUAAAAGGCACAGUUAGCAAAAUCUCACCCUCCUGGGAUCUGGGCCUUUUAAGUAAGAGUGGAGAGAGUGCUGCAAGGAGUUGGAAUGGGAUAUUUGGUAGGGGCUGGAUCCUGCUUCCCUCACAGGGCAACGUGCAGCGCUGCCUCCCAGCAGCACAGCCCUCUGGCAGAGCUGAAGUUUCCAUUUUGGCAAACUGCUUGGGAUGCACUUUCUACACAGCUUGAAAUCUGAGCAUAAUGCUAUCUUCAUGAACCAUAUUCACCAGCCUGAUAAUGUGACCCAACAGAAGGUCAGUGGAAAAGUUAAUAUAACUUAUUGGCUGAUUUAAAAAAAUCUAAUCAUCUGUUUUUCCUUUUUCCUGACCCCUCCCCCCGCACCCAGCGCCCUGCUGACAUUUUCCACCUAUUUCCAAAACAAUGGUGAGGGUGGGAAUGCUGUGAGCAGGCAGAGCUGAGAAGAAGGUUUUUCCUGUGCGGCUGCUGCUGCAUCUUGCUGCUCUGGGAUGGUGCAGGAGGUGCUUGAGCCAAGGACACUGGCAUGACUAAAGGCUGACACCACCACGGUUGCAAGGACAAAUUCUCUGGAAACAAGGCCCUUUGGGUGAGCUCUCCACCAGCCUUCUACAUCAGCAUUCCUUCCUCUCGGCAGGAAGAAAACCUGGAUCAGUGUGUAGGUGGGCGCACACCUUUGCACAUGUAUGUGGUGGUGAGAAGCAUUCUCACGCAAGCUCUGCUCUUUCACAUUCCUACCUAGCCACUGUGAGCAUGCUUCCACUUGCUUGCCCAAGUGCAUGGGGUUGAAAGCCACAGGGAGCAGCUGCUUCACUGCUGUUCUCCAGCCACUUGUCUUCUCCUGCCCUGAGGCCUGUGCUGUCUGGACAGCCCUUGCAAUGUCUGGAGCAAUUAAGCAGCCAGAUGGUUGUCAGGGUAUGACCUAUCCUGAGGAUGCAGGUGAGCUUGCCUCAUCAGGGUGGGGCUGCAAAGAGUCAUUUCUUACGCUAAUACUUUAUGGAUGCAAGAGAAAGGACCUCAGGGAGCAAAGGAUGACAGAAGGGAUCUGGGGGUUACUUAUCAGCAAGAACUGUUGCUUGGAAGUGGACCUUUGGGGUUGUUGCUGAACCCUGGGAGGAAGAGCACCGGGGAGGCUGUCUUCUGGCAUAGGCUUAGGCAAGGAGAGAGUUUGGUAGGUUUCUGUUGAGCUGUAGUGAAUCCUUCUCACCUGAGUGCAUGGGAACGAAAGGGGUUGCCUGCCAGCCUGACUAGGAGGUGCUCCCCCAUCUUCUCAUAGAUAGGCAAAGCUAAGGCACGGGAGCAGAGCUGAAGCCAGAAGGUAGGCCUGAGCUCCCAGCUAACAGCUUGCCCUGGUGUUCUCCAAGCUUCUCUUCUUGUUGUGCUGUAACAGGGCUUAACUUAAGGUUGGAUGGAGAAUUUAGUCUGGGUAAAGCCGCAACAAAUCUUGGCUGGUGAGAUGAGCUUGUGUGCUUUUGUGGCUUCAGCUUAAUUACUGCCAGUGCAGGAACACUGCCUUCUUGCCAGAGGCUUGUUUUCAUCCCUUCUCAGACAUCACACAUUUACUGUUGGCAGAUCUGUGGAAACAUUGUGAGUAUCCCACAGGCAAGAAUUCCUCAUCCUGCAGCUGAGGGGCUGUGGCAUGGUGCCUUAAAUCCUCCUUCUGUCUUCAGAAGCAUGUCAGACACUUCUGGGUACUGUGGGGACAAAGUCAAGCUGGUGUGGCUUGAGAGAGUUAUUUGUGCUGGAGAUGGGGCUGUGUCUUGCACUUCAGAGCACUGUGGCUGUGCCUUCUCCCUAUGUGAAGUCCACAUGCGUUAUGCAGUGCCUGGUGCUGGCUGUGCUGCAGCCCUGCCCACCGUGGCCAUCUUCCGUGAUAUUGCAGCUGGCCUUUGGAGCUGGGUGGGCCUUUGCAGCAAGGGUGUGUGCAGAGAAGGGCUGUGAGGCUGUCGGGUCCCACCCAGAAGAGGGUUCAGGCAGGAGUAGUAUGAGAUGAUGAAAACAUGCUGUAGGAAUGCUAUCAUAACAACAGUGGGUUGCACGGCCCGUGAGGGUGCUGUUCUGGAUCAUAGCUACAUGGUGUUAAAGGCCAGGUUGAAUGGGCCCUGGGCAGCCUGAGCUGGUGGGGGACAGCCGGCCUGUGGCAGCUGUCAGGACUGGAUGGGCUUUAAGGUCCCUUCCAACCCAAGCCAAGCAAUGAUUCUAUGCACUUGUCCGAGUCUCGUGGUCCCCUAUGGGCCAGAUCCUAUCAGAAGCAGACAGGUGUGUGCAGGCCCUCAGCUGGACGUGGGGCAGCUGCAGUGGCUUCUGCACAACCCAUGUAGAAGUAGGUGAAUGCAAGUGUUGCAUGUGCUGCCUGAUCUUUCCUUAAAAAGGUCAUCAAAGCUAGGGUGCUGUUUUUAUUUUUCAGUUCAGCAGUGCAACUUUGCUAUGAUAAAUAUGUCUUGGAAACCAGGAAUGCAGACAACACUAGUUCAAAGACUUUUUUCCCAGUGUUGCAUAUUUAAAGCUGCUCAUCACAGAAGAGCCUUUGCUGGACUGAGCGUAACAAGGAUUGCAUUCUUGUUCCAUGCUGAAGAUAUGAAAGCAAGGCACAGAUCUUUGCAGAUCUUGAAGAAUGUGCCAGUGGUAUUUCAGUAAUCUAAUGCUCUGCAGCCUGUGAAGGCAGCACAGUAACUGAAAGGAAAUAUCUUUGUUUUUAUUCACUUGGCUUUAUUCCUAAUUCAUUCUUUGAUGCCAUCAGCUUGGGAUAAUACAUUUUCAGAUAUGCUUGAAAUUAAGGAAAUGAGUCUGAUUAUCAAAGUCCUUUAAACAUACUUUCAGGGAGAAAUGUUCAACAAUAGAGGUAUUAAAGGCCCCAUUUUCAAGCAAUUCUAAUAUAAAAUAAAAACAUUGUGCUGCUAGAUGGUGAGGUCCAUUAGCAGCAUGUGUGUGCAUUCUCCAACUUGAGAGGAUAUCUGCUUUUCCAGUUAUGAAAGCUGCUCGAUAAUUUGAAUCUUUCCUCUGUGGUGGCUGGGCAGAGGCAGACUUGUUUAACUGUUUCUUCACUUGCAGCCAAAUAAUAAAUGCAAGAAAACUUUCUUCUUUAGGCAAAAGUGAUGUUUCUCAAUUCUUGUGUUUGAGAUUUGCCUGCAUUUCAUUUAUUUGUUUAUUAUGGUAUGUUGUUUAUUAUUAUUUAUUUGUUUAUUAUGGUAUGUCUGUGCUGGCUUGGGUUUUACUGGAAUACUUCUUAGAAAAGUCAGUAGCUCUACCAGUACGUACCUGAGCAAUAGGCUGGAAGCAGGCACAGCCUCCUUGCUGCUUUGCUUGGCAGUCGUGGGGCUAGCAACAGGAAUGGGAAAGCAUGAUAUUUAUUCUAUCUACUGUAAAUGUGACUGUUUAAGAUCUUGCUCCAAUAAAUGGAGCAAUGAAUUCUCUUUCUACUGAGACUGCUGGUAAAGAGGUGACUUACUAGAUAUGCUGCUGUUGUAAUGAAAAUAUCUGGCAAAAUCAUUUAAAAUCAAGAAGAACUGAAUGUCUGGAAGAAGGAGAAAAGGGAUAGGGUGACACAAGUAAAGAAAGGCUUCAGCUGUGACAGUCUUGGGUACUGUGUACAAUCUGCUCUUUAAGCUGUUUCACAAGAUACUCUGGCAGAGAAGUGAUAAUAAAUUGUUUAACGACUUGGA